This is a messenger RNA of Ascochyta rabiei, 1773 nucleotides long. RefSeq lists its product as uncharacterized. The record is from RefSeq and is a predicted model, not a curated record. Lineage: Eukaryota; Fungi; Ascomycota; Dothideomycetes; Pleosporales; Didymellaceae. Bases 1 to 1773 code for a protein of 590 amino acids. The transcript has a single exon.
AUGGCGACCUUCGCACCGCCGGCCCGCCGCGACAGAUUCCUGUAUAGCUCCGUCUUGUAUGCAGACGCGGGACAUGAUAACCACCACCCGCGCGCCAGCCUCGGGGAGCUAACAGCACUCCUGCGCCCCGAAGCAGUGAAAGGCAAAGGCAAAGCCAAGAAACCGAAGGCGUCAGAGGACGCUGAAGUGAUGAAGGACCGGCCGUGGCAUUUUUGGACCGCGCAGCUGCUGCACUAUGGACUUACGGCUACCAAGGAUAAGAACGCGGCCAAGGUGCGGCUGCUGAGUGCGCUGAAUGAGGGGCGGUUGGAGGUUCCGGGCUGGAUCCAAAAACUUGAGGGGGAGGUGAAGAAGGAGUGGGAGGCUGGGAAUAGGAGGUUGAAGAGAGCUGCCAAGGAGGGCGGAGUGCCGAAGCUGGAGAAGUCUGGGGCUCUGGCUGCAGAGGCGAGGAACUCUGCGGGUAAGGCAAGUUCAUUGGUCGAGAAGGAGAGCUCAGCUGCGAAGAGUAAGAAAGUACCAGGCAAGAAAACAUCUGGGACUACUCCUGUCACUUCCGUAACGCCGACGUCUUUGACGACUAAGCGGAAACGCGACGCCGCCAGUCCAUCUGGACCAAGCAAGAAGACAAAAGCGAGAAGCACGACCGAGAAGACCAUCUCCUCACCCGUUUCAACGAGUACAUCUGCAAAACCUGCAGCUUCUCAAAAGCCUCCGCAACCAGAAGAAGAACCCUGGCCAGCCCCACGCCGGAAGAUCGUUGCCCACGACGCGUGGAAAUUCUUCGACGAGGAUCAUCUCGCCCACACCCGUCCUCCAAACGCACCUCAUCCGUGCCCUUACCGCAUUUCCUGUCCCGAUGCCGAGUCAGAAUGGAACCAAGACUCCAUCGACGAGUUCUACCUCGCCUUCUCAGCCACAGAGGAGGAGUGGUGGAGCAGGUUCAAAUGGGGCGCCUUUGGAGGGAUACUAAUUCUGCAGCGUCAGCCGAAAAGAAUCAACAAGGCCGUCGGAGUGCCGUUCAAAUGGCGCGCACACUAUGCCUACGGCAACGAAGACGGCGACGGCACAGGCAGGAUCUUCUUCGACUCUGCAUCGACGAUACGCGGAGAGUUCCACGAUUUCUUCAGAGAAAAACCAUGCCAGUUCCGCGGAUGUGCGAUACCGUUCGCACGGCCGCGACCGCUUGGUCAUCAGACGCCCCAGGGCACGCCGGUUCUCGACCAAAUGCGUGCAGAAUGGAGCCAGAUGCCGACUGCGAUGCGCGACGUCCCCUCCAAGAAGCCGCGCGCAAAGAGCCAGAAGCUGAAGCCAUCGGUCCCUGCAUCUUCCACCGCUACGCAAGACGACAUCUACCUCAGCGGCACUUACCACAUCACCGCCCCUGACGUCGAAGAAGCCUCUUCUCAAGAUACCCCGCUCAGGCUUGCCCUCUUCACAGACGAAGCGACAGGGAUCUGGUGGGCGAGCUUCCACUGGUCGCCCCUCAACGGCGUGAUGAAAAUCGACCCCGGCCCAACGUACGACACCAUCGCAGACACACACAGCCUUGGGUGGCGCAUCCGCAACGAGGAGACAGGGGGGUUGAGUUUUGGCAGGGAUUGCACAGGGGAUAUUCGUUUUGACGGGCAAGAGAGGACGCUGAUGGGAGCGUUAUAUGGAGUACCCGGCGUGGGACUUUUGGAGUUUGAGGGGAGGCGGAUCGCGAGUCCUAGGAGGGUUGGUGGAUUGAAGCAAGAGUGGGAUUGGUUUGUCGAGGAAGCCUACGGGCGGUGA